Molecule: messenger RNA, 1005 nt
Organism: Penicillium lagena
Lineage: Eukaryota; Fungi; Ascomycota; Eurotiomycetes; Eurotiales; Aspergillaceae
Product: SDR family oxidoreductase
Exons: 4
Coding region: 1-1005 (334 amino acids)
Molecular function (GO): oxidoreductase activity, acting on the CH-OH group of donors, NAD or NADP as acceptor
Source: RefSeq, a predicted model, not a curated record
AUGGUGAAGGUACUCUUGACUGGAGGCAGUGGCUUCAUCGCCGCUCACAUUGUUGAUAUCCUGCUGCAGCAUGGCUUCGAUACUGUCGUCACAGUCCGCUCCGAGGAGAAGGGCAAGCGCAUUAUCGAUGCUCAUCCCGACACGCCCAAGGAGAAGCUGUCCUAUGUGGUUGUGAAAGAUGUUGCCAAAGAUGGUGCCUUCGACGAGGCGGUCAAAUCCAACCCUCCCUUUACCUAUGUCCUUCAUACGGCAAGCCCUUUCCAUUUUAAUGUUGCAGACCCGCGCAAAGACUUCCUGGACCCCGCAAUCAACGGAACCACGGGAAUCCUAAAAGCAAUCAAAGCAUACGCGCCCACCGUCAAGCGAGUGGUCAUCACUUCGUCCUUUGCGGCCAUUGUGAACCCGAAGAAUCAUCCCAAGGUCUACAGCGAAAAGGACUGGAAUCCGGUCACCUGGGAGGAGGCCAUGGACCAUUCCAAUGUCUACCGGGCUAGCAAGACCUUUGCCGAGAAAGCAGCCUGGGACUUUGUCGAGAAUGAGAAGCCCAAUUUCGAUAUUGCCACCAUCAACCCUCCCCUCGUGCUGGGACCUAUCGUUCAUUACCUCAACUCCCUCGAGGCCAUCAAUACGUCCAACCAGCGGAUUCGGGAUCUCAUCCAGGGCAAGAUGAAGGAGGGCCUCGCCCCGACGGGGACCUACCUGUGGGUGGAUGUCCGGGAUGUAGCACUUGCACACGUCCGAGCCAUCGAAGUGCCCGAGGCUGGCGGACAGAGAUUCUUUGUCGUGGCUGGCUAUUAUUCCAACAAGGUUCUGGCGGAUAAUAUCCGUGAGACACACCCGGAAUUGGAGUCGAAGCUGCCUCCCAAAGACUCCCCAGAUGACACUCCUUCCGGCAUCUAUGACAUUGACAAUUCGAGAUCCAAGGAGGUGCUGGGGCUGAAAUAUCGCUCGCUGAAGGAGACGGUCUCAGAGACGGUUACUUCAUUGCAGGCAGUGGGCGCUUAG